Molecule: messenger RNA, 3978 nt
Organism: Bipolaris victoriae FI3
Lineage: Eukaryota; Fungi; Ascomycota; Dothideomycetes; Pleosporales; Pleosporaceae
Exons: 2
Coding region: 1-3978 (1325 amino acids)
Biological process (GO): positive regulation of TOR signaling
Molecular function (GO): protein binding
Source: RefSeq, a predicted model, not a curated record
AUGUCGUCGCCCAAGAUACCGCCUGCGCCGCCGCUGCCUCUGCCCAAGAGGCCGCGCUCGUACUUUGAGCGCUUCGUUGCCCAGCCGCUGACGACGGCCUACUCGUCGCGGCCCCCGAGCGUGCAGCCCGACGGCGCCCGGCUGCCGAAUCCUCUGGUGCCGAAAGUUCCCGGUGUCCGCACAGGCUAUUCGCAGCAUGCAAGCCACAAGACGGGCCUCGACAUUUCGGCCCUCGACAUCAACCGCGAGCGCACCCAUGCCGUCCUCGCCGGUAAAGAGCUGCUCAAGACGGUCCGCGUCCAAGAUGCCCGCAUCGUCGACGAGACCAAUCUGCGUGCUGCCGUCCUCAACUAUGCAGACUCGCACGCCCGCCAGCGCGAGGGCCUGGGCAUCCACGAUGUCAAGUGGUCCCAUGGCCAGUUCAGCUCGCAUAUAGCCACGGCUGCUGCAAAUGGCAAGGUCAUCCUCUAUGACCUCAACCGUGCCAGCGUAGAACUUACCCGUCUGCAUGAGCACACCCGUCAGGUACACAAGCUUGCAUUCAACCCCCACCAGGGGCACCUGUUACUCUCCGCAAGCCAUGACUCCACCGUCCGCCUGUGGGACUUGCGCGACAUGCGCAGGGACGCCACCAUCUGUCCCAGCAGAGACCAGUACCAUGGCAUGAAUGGCGGCAUUCGCGAUGUCCAAUGGUCUCCCACUGACGCUGUAGAGUUUGCCUUUGGCACAGACAACGGCACUAUCCAGCGCUGGGACUUUCGCUAUACCAAAGGCCCUAAGCAAAAGAUCACUGCCCACGACCAGCGCAUCUGCACCUCCAUCGACUGGCAUCCAGACGGUAAGCAUCUCCUCAGCGCCGGCGUCGACCGCACCGUCAAGGUCUGGGACUUCUCCAUUACUGGCCGCCGCCAGAAAGCCGCCCAUGUCCUGCACACGCCCUUUGCCGUCUACAAGGCGCGCUGGCGGCCACCAUCUUGGUCCGAUGACCACGACGACAAAGGCGUCUAUCAGUGCACACAGAUUGCCACAUCAUAUGAUCGCGAACAUCCAGCCAUCCAUGUCUGGGACUUUCGUCGCCCCUUCUUGCCCUUUAGGGACAUCAAUUGUUUCUCCACUGCGCCAUCCGACAUGCUUUGGCACUCGCGUGACACACUAUGGACUGUUGGCAAGGAAGGCAUCUUCCAGCAAAAUGAUGUCCACCAUGCCCCCAAAACUAUUGAUCGUCGCAACCUGCAGGCCUUUGCCAUAUCACCUACCGGCGAGAUUGGCGCAGUCGCCCAGAAGAGGUCACACCCGCGCUCCUCUGCGGGUCUAGCCUACGUGGACGACGCUUACCUUGGCGAAACCCGUGAUAGGCGUCAUAGCUCUGGAAAGGCAAGCCUUCGAAACUCGGCAGACGACAGCCUAGAUGAUAGCUUUCUUGCCUCUGCCAUGAAGCGCCAUCACGUGCGCGCUGCCAGUAACAGGUCGACCAAAUCGUUUAGUACAACUCCACCUUCUGACGUUGGUCCCAAGGUCAUGCUCUUGAGUGACUCCAUGGUAGUGCACAGCGAUUCCCUCAGGCCAAAUCAGACUGCCAUUCGAGGUCUCUUGCCUGGUACAACCAAUACUCAAAUCUUUGCCUAUCUUGCUCAAAAAUACAAAAACAUAGCCCUGCCUGACCCUCCAGAUCUCGACUCUUUUCUUCGCCUGGAAAGAGUCUUUGAGCAGAAUGCCGAAUACGCACAGCGUGCAGCAAUGUACCGGCUCGCUCAGUCAUGGAGGAUCAUGGGAGCGUCCAUUGCCGUAGCGACACGGCACCGAGCAGAGUUACACAGACAGCAAAGAAGGUUGCGCCCGCAGGUCACCGCCCUGCGGCUAUCCAACAAAAUGCUCGAGCCGUCGUCUGCGCCCAUGGAAGCCCAUGACAAGCGGCUGGCGGCGGCAGCAUCCGUAAAUCCUGCCGUGCGCGCCAUUCUCGGUACCUUGGAGAAACCGGCACCGCCAGCCAGACCACCCACCACGAUGAUAGAGAGCACCUCCAAUAUAUCAACACCUCUUGCUCGUCCCGUGAGGACCGGCUUUGGUAAUGACACAAAAAGGCCUGACCUUCUUGACAUUGAUAAAGAGGACAUGGUUCAACUGCCACCAGCAAUCACUGCAACGCCUACCCAGACAAGUAGCGCACUUGUGCCUCCACAUAAAACGUUCAGCAGCCCCCAGUGGUACCACUCUGGUGAUGGCAUUGACGAGCGUCGCGCCUUGAGUGGCAGCUACAGGGCAUCGCCUCGAAUUCCUCUGAGUCUCACACCGAGCAGCGUGCAAGGCAUGACAAUCAACGCACCUCGUUCAAUAGAGCGUCAUGACUCUGGGGAAAGUUUUGCCAUGUUCUCGGCCUCUUCGGAUUCCCAAAAGGGAAACUCUCUGCCCAGUUCAUUUGCAAGCGGUAAUUCGCAAUCAAAUCGGGAAAAGCUGUCAUCAGAGGAUUGGGACGCUGUCCCGGAACACUCUAGCUUUGGAAAGCCUAGAAACUCUAAAGAUGAAGAUCUAGGUAAAAGCGUGCCGAUAUCUCCAACCACUAUUCCUAUUGGUGGAAACGGCUCUCUGAAUCGGCAGCAUACCGAAGGCCCCGCAGGCAAAGGAAUGAACCAUGUUGAUCAAUCUGACAAUGGAGAAACGGUCGUUCGUGACAUGGAGAACCUGCGACGAAACAAUCAACUGCUUCGUCAGGACAGUUCAGAUUCCGAGGCACUCACCAGCAUCUAUUCAUCCUCGUAUGACUACAAUAUAGACAUGGAGGCAAGCGGGACAAUUGUGCCUGAUGUGGAUGAUAUGCGAUCGCCUCAUGUCCCAAAGCCGCCGCCGAAUUUGCCACAUGCAUCUGGAAGCGCGCCCCCGGUACUGGAUCCAGCCAUGGAAGAUGGUUUGUUACUGUCCGACUUCACGGCCAUGCAUGUCGAUGCAGAAGCAGGAUCGCCCUAUUCCGUCAUUGCCUUGCUGAAUAGCGUUCUUGCAUAUCAUACAAAAGCGUCGGAUGCGCAGUUUCCUUCGAUUCUGCUUCUCCUUCUCCAACCGCUCCUUCCGCAGACACAAAGUCCAAGAGAUGACCCUGGUGCAAAUGUAGGCGAUGUCCUCAACGCCUUUGCAGAUACUUUUGUGGCUCUUGGGCUCAGUCCAGCACAGGCAAAGGCCAUUCUCUCGACACAGUUGAGUCAGCUUAUAGCCACAGGGAUCAAUCCUUAUCAAGCAGAGUCUAUUCUUCAUACCUACCACUCACAACUGCACUCGCUAUCAUUGUUCAACUCUGCGGCUACACUACGCAGGCUAGCCUAUCCCGCCUAUCCCGCCGUGUACGAACAAGCGCUCAAAGAAACACAGCUAGGAUUGUUGUGCCUGAGCUGCAAGUCACCAAUCAACAAUACCAAAGACAAGAUGCGAUGUGAGUCGUGUAAGCGAACACAGGCGCCAUGCCCAAUUUGCUGGGCCAAGUAUCCCGCCUUUGAGCCGCUUACCGCAAAAAAGACCAAGUCAAAGUUUCGUUCUAAUCUGAAGGACCGAGGACAUAAGCGGCAACGAUCGUCUCUUGCUUCGGGCCAAAACCUUGGGGACGAUCGUGAUGCUGUCGGACCAUCACCAUUCGUCCCGACGGAGUGGUCUGCACCUACGGCCACGUUGUGGACGUGGUGUCCGCUUUGUGGACAUGGUGGACACGCGAAUUGUCUUUCGACAUGGUUUGCGGACCCAGUUUUAUCAGAAGGUGCAUGCCCAACCGAAGGUUGUCUCUGUGACUGCGUUCAGGGCACUCGGCGAGACGCAAAGAUUGAAGAAAUGCUGCUCAAGAAGGCAGAAAAGGACCGAUCUAAACUGGUACGCAAAGGUGAUGAUUGGAAGGUGAAGGAGAGUAAAGCCGUCUCGGCAGUCCGGAAUGCGGCUCUCGAUACCAUUCCAGAUCAUCCUCAGCAUUCCGGCUCCGGGACCACGACGCCGACGCGCAGAUAG